AUGUGGAUUCUACCUCUUGUCGGCUACAUAGGAACCCUCCUGGGUUUCUGCUUCUUGACCCUUGCUAUCGCCUCGGGUCUAUACUACCUGUCCGAGCUCGUCGAGGAGCACAGCGUUAUCGCGAAGCGGUUCCUGACGCGUCUUAUCUACAGCGUCAUUGGCAUUCAGACGGUUCUAUGGCUGGUUGAUGGUCUGCCCUUCUGGGCUACUGUCUUGACGAUCGUGUCGCAUGUGGUGUACCUGGGGAAUAUGAGACGCUUUCCUUUUGUGAAGUUGUCGGAUCCGUUGUUCCUGGCAUCAUGUGUUCUCGUUUUGGUCAAUCACUAUGUCUGGUUCCGUCAUUUCUCCGAUACGCAGUCGCGCGCGUACCAACGUACCUCGUACUACGACAAGGCCGAUGUUCCUAGCUUCGCGCAAAUCGCGUCGUAUUUUGGACUUUGUGUUUGGCUUGUGCCAUUCGCGCUGUUCGUUAGUCUGUCUGCUGGCGACAAUGUUCUCCCGACGAUGGGUACUGAGCCUGUCCAUGGGCUUGAUGGAAGAGGCAAGCCUCAAGGCAUGAUCAAGGCUCUUGUUGACCAAUUUCGUGGGACGAUCGGUCAAAUUUUUGGGACCACUUCACCUGGACUGGCUCGGCCGUAA
Fusarium mangiferae is the source of this 639-nucleotide messenger RNA. RefSeq names its product related to transmembrane protein Tex-261. The coding region runs from base 1 to 639 and encodes 212 amino acids. The record is from RefSeq and is a predicted model, not a curated record. Gene Ontology annotation, cellular component: endoplasmic reticulum membrane; COPII-coated ER to Golgi transport vesicle; Golgi membrane. Gene Ontology annotation, biological process: endoplasmic reticulum to Golgi vesicle-mediated transport. Lineage: Eukaryota; Fungi; Ascomycota; Sordariomycetes; Hypocreales; Nectriaceae. The transcript is spliced from 2 exons. Gene Ontology annotation, molecular function: COPII receptor activity.